This is a messenger RNA of Cutaneotrichosporon cavernicola, 1803 nucleotides long. RefSeq lists its product as uncharacterized. The record is from RefSeq and is a predicted model, not a curated record. The transcript has 3 exons. Gene Ontology annotation, molecular function: transmembrane transporter activity. Bases 1 to 1803 code for a protein of 600 amino acids. NCBI's taxonomy places the organism in Eukaryota, Fungi, Basidiomycota, Tremellomycetes, Trichosporonales, Trichosporonaceae. Gene Ontology annotation, biological process: transmembrane transport. Gene Ontology annotation, cellular component: plasma membrane.
AUGGCAGAACUAUAUGACAAGCCUGGCAAGGCUGGCAAGGCUGCCGAGCUGGGUGCCGACAUGUCCGACGUCGUCGUGGACGAAAAGUCGCCCGGCGUGCGCCGCAUCGAAGCCAUUUCGUCUUGCUUCACCUCGUGGCACAAGUGGACGCUCUUCCUCUCCAUCUUCUUUGUUGCCUACGCGUACGGCCUCGACGGCACAUUACGCUACUUUUACCAGAACUACGCUACGGCUGAAUGGAACAACCAGGCGCUCAUUUCCACGCUGAAUGUCAUCCGCGCUGUCGUCGCUGCCGCCGUGCAGCCGGCCUACGCCAAGAUUUCCGACUAUUUUGGGCGUGUCUCAGUCCUCUUCCUCUCCGUCAUCUUCUACCUUGUCGGUACGAUUGUCAUGGCCGCCGCGAAGAAUAUGGAGACGUUCGCGGGCGGUACGAUCAUCUACCAGUUUGGCUUCUCCGGCCUGAUGAUCCUCGUCGAGAUCUUGAUUGCCGACACGACAUCCCUCCGCAACCGUCUCUUCUUCUCUUACAUCCCCGCCAUGCCAUUCAUCAUCAACGCAUGGGUCUCGGGCCACAUUGUCGAGGCCGUGAUGGGGAGCACUACCUGGCAGUGGGGUAUCGGGAUGUGGGCCAUCAUCCUCCCCGCCCUCACGAUCCCACUGUUCUACUCGCUCAUUUCGGCCGAGCGCCGUGCCUACAAGCAGGGUCUUCUGGAUGACGUUCCCAACCCAUACAGGCAUAUCCUGAGUGUGCGCCUGUGGCGCGAGUUCUUCGUCCAGUCCGACAUUAUCGGUCUCUUCUUUCUCGCCGCCACUAUUUCCUUGAUCCUCGUGCCACUCACCCUCGCCGGCGGCAUCACGGACUCGUGGCGCACAGCCCGCACCAUCACCCCGCUCGUGGUGGGCGCUGUUGUCGCGUUCCCCUGUUUUAUUAUUUGGGAGGCCAAAUUCGCCUCGCACCCGCUCAUGCCCUUCCACGUGUUCCGAAAGCUUCCAGUCCUCUGCGGCUUUGGCAUCGCCCUCAUGCUCAACACGGCUUGGUACACCCAAGGCGACUACCUGUACACGACACUCCAAGUCGCCUUCGGAAAGGACAUUAAGACGUCGACCUACGUCACAAACAUCUACUCGUUCACCUCGACAAUUGUUGGCAUCAUCCUUGGUCUGACGGUCCGCCACGUGCGCCGCCUUAAGCCCUUUGUAAUCGCCGGAAGUCUCCUAUUCGUCCUCGCUUUCGGCCUGCUCAUCCGCUACCGCGGCGGCCACUCCAUGUCCGACUUUGCUGGCCUCGUCGGUGCUGAAGUCGUGCUUGGCAUUGCGGGCGGUUUCGUUCCCUACACAACCCAAGCAUCAAUGCAAGCCGAGGUGAGCCACGAACGGACCGCCACCAUCACGUCGCUAUACUACAGCUCGUACAACAUCGGCAGCGGAAUUGGCAACACGAUCGCAGGCGCAAUCUGGACCAACACCAUGCCCAAGCACCUCCGUUCCAACCUCGAACGCGCCGGCGUGGCAAACGCAACUGCCAUUGCGACUGACGUGUACGGAGACCCGUUCACUUGGAUCCUAACCAACGCGCCCGGAACACCGGCACGCGAGGCGGUAGACAUUGCGUACCGUGAGGUCCAGCGGUUCCUUACCAUUGCGGGUAUUAGCAUCUCAUGCCUCCUUGUCCUGUUCUCUCUGGGCCUUAGCGACCACCGCCUCACGGAUAAGCAGUCGCUCGAUAAUGCCGAGGGCGACUCGGUGACUGUGUCUGAUGGCGACGCGCGACAGGCUGAGGAGGAGGAGGGGCGUGGAGUCUAA